AUGAUUCUCAUGGAAGAUUCAUUACCAUUAUCUGCCGUGCAGCCAGCAAAGAAAACAGAUCAACCUUUGGACCUGAGCAAGAACGGCCUUGAGGAUGAUUUCGACACUUCAGAGAACGUUGUCGAGGAGGAGGAUGGCGAAGAUAAAGACGAUGAAGGAUCGAUGCUAAAAGUGCCUGCCGUCAUGGUCCAAAGAUCUAAAACGAAGAGUACUCGUUAUGGCCGCAUCAACGGUUCAAGUACAUACACGCAAGAAGAUCUGAAGUUAGCUCUGAGAGAGGUCAAACUUGGUAAGAUCGGCACACGGCGUGCUUCUGUCCUCUACGGUAUCCCACGAUCCACCAUCCGAAAUCAUCUGAACCGCAGCAAGGCCAACAAGCAGGAGGAAGCCGAGGAGGUGGCCCACCCGACAGCUGUGGAGGAAGUGGAGAUGAAGAUCCCGAAAAGGUUGCCCUACAUCAGUGAUCCAGUCAACAACAAACGUGUGAAAGUAGAGAGAAACUUGAUCCCCGAACCAAACUUAGCAUUCCCUUUUACAGCCUUGUUCCAGCAGUACCAGCAGCAGGGUCUCAACUACGAAGACUGCUCAACGGACGAGGUUGUCGGCAAGCUCAGGAAUUUUCUGCAGGGCAGGUCAGCUGGGGGAAGCGGCAAGCUGCCAAAGUUGGCAGGGUUCGAUCACGGCCUUGACCAGGCUCUGGUGAGGGAGCUGGUGAUGACCUGCACCAAGGUCGGGUCUCUAGGAACCGAAGAGGAUAUGCAACGGAGAGAAAACUACGCCAGAGACCUCGGUCAAGACAAGCUACCCAACCAAGUGUUCCAGCACCUGAUAGGACAUCUUCUAGAGACGGAGAAGGUGCAUCUGUUGAGCGGGAAGAAGGACGUCCGGCAGCAUAUAGGUAUCGCAUCGGUCAUACGCCAGCCUUCUUCACCCAAGCAGGACCAAGACGUGAAGGUGCCUUGCUUCAAACCUGUAGUGUGUGAUAUUGGUGGAAUCCAGGAGAUGGACAAGAUGCAGUACUGUGACAGCAGCAGCUCCAGUCACAGCAGUCCCACAAAGUCCUUCUCACCCUCCAACAAUAACAACCAAGCCAGCCACUGUGCCUCCUAUGAUUCCAUGGUGCCUGCAUCCAGUAAACGGCCCAAGCGAGGGCGUUACAGAUGCUAUGACCGUGACAGUCUCAUCCAAGCUGUAAACGCUGUACAGCGUGGCGAGAUGAGUGUCACCAGAGCUGGGAAUGUCUAUGGUGUUCCUCAUUCAACUCUUGAGUACAAGGUCAAAGAGAGGCAUCUGAAGAGGAUGGCAAAGAAAGGGCAGCAGGUUCAACAGCAGCUACAGCAACAGCAGCAACAGAAGACAUCAGCAGAGAAAGGGGAGAGCAGUAAAGCACCAAUCUUAGGGGUACCACCAGGUAUUCAUUUGCGUGAUGGCCCCAGUGUACCUUCAGCACUCGCCUCUGCUCGACCAUAUGAGAGCUUUGCGGAGAAGCUUAGAGCCAUGAGUGAGAAGCAAGCCCUGCAGAAUAGCUACUCCUACCUCAGGCAGCAACUGGAAUCUCAACCUGCUCUUCUGGCAAGCCAUGGGAUCAGCCUGCCUGCAGGAGGCCUGUCUCUGUCUGAAGCCGACCGCUACCGCCUUGAGGAAGCCCAGUCUACACUUGCUGCGCACACUCAACUCGCCCUCACCGAGCAAUGGGCCCAGUGGUUGCACAAACCAGUGUUCUCUUCGCCUUUCUUCAACAUCUACACUCCUCCGCCCGCUACUCUGGGAAUCGACCCCACAGGGAUGUUCUACCGGAUGGAAGAUCCAAAGCAAGGCGGAAGCAACAGCAGCAAAAAGCCUAGCGUAAGUGAUGCCAUCAACCGCCUUGUAGAAGCCCAUCUCUACAGCUCACUCUACAACCCUGCCUUUGGUCCUGGUGGGUCUGACCAUGGCAUCCACUCUUCGAUGACCGGUGAAUCCACCUCCAGCCAAGAGGCUGACCAAUCGGAUGACCAACGUUCCAAGCGGAGAGCUACACCUGAGGACGGCGAAGACAGGCCUCAACCCAAAAAAGCCUUGAAAGCCUAGAGGCAAGAGUCACAUCACUCUUGUCUAUCACAUUUAUCACCAUACACCUUUCUGCUAACUAGUACAGAUUCUAGUCUAGUUUUCUAUUCAAAUGGGUGAAUGCGCAUCCAUGCUUUCUAUGUACCACAAUUGUGGUAAAGAUUGAAUAUAUCGGUAUUUAUUUAUUUAUUACUUUGGUGUGUUUCAGACAGUAUGGGUUCUCUCAGAUGGAAAGUGCAAAAUCCUACCUUUAUUUAUUUAGAUACAGGUAUCAACAAGUGCAGUCCAGGUAUAUCAAUAUUAUUUCCCGUUCUUUGGAAAAUGUGAGAUGAGUAUAUUUUUUUCUUGAUGGACAAAAAAAAUCAUGUACUUUGUGCAAUUUGUGUGUGUAUAUGAUGCACUUCUCUGUAGCACAGGUUGAAUUAGUUUGUAUCCACUGUUGUUUGGUUAUAUCCGGCUGCUGUUGACAGUGUAGUUUGUAUAGUCUGUGCAUUAAUAGCUUAAGACCACUUUUACAUUGUAAAUAUGCUAUGUUUCUCACAAUAGUGAUCCUUUUUUUUGUAACGCCACAAAUGGUCUCAAUCUUGAAACUACAUUCUUUGAGCCAGUUAAACUGUACUUUUGGCUAUCAAUCAACUCAAUCACAUAUCUAUCAAUUCCUUCAAAAGAGAAUUGGUGUUUUUUUUUCUAAUAUUUUCAGGUUAUCAUAUUUCUAUUGUGAUAUUUUAUUUAUAAGGAAGCAAGCAGUAUUUUAGUUUUGCUUCGCCUGUAGAGUUACAGUUUCUGCAUUUUAAGAUUAAACUGUCUGUUGAUCUUUGAUGCUCCGAAUUUCACAUGAAAUAUGAUCAGAAAUAGAAAAAAUUUUUCUGAAAAUUGUAUUCCACUUCCAGAGAAGUAUGUCUGGUUUUUCGUGAUAAUGAACGAUUGAAUUGUAUAAAAAAAAUCAUUAAACUCCCUAAAUUGAAAAUGCAAUGAAAUAUACUAUCAAUAUUUAAAUUGGCAAUUUUUAAGUUUGCAAUAAUUAUUCAUUUCAAUUCAUUUGAUUAUUCUUCACUCCAAAUGAUUUACGUACAUCAGGAAAAAUGGUUGCCUGUUUGAGAGUUGAAAGCUGAUUAACUUAGACCUUGAAAAAAGUCUAUAUAUGGGCUUGUUUUAAUAGAAAGACAACACCGAGUACGGAUUUGAUGGAGAUAUCAUAUUAUUACGAGGACAUUCAUUAUUCUUCAUCUCCAGCCCAUAUUCUACUUCAGUGAUUUAAGUUAAUCAAUAUUAAGUCCACUGGAGUGUCAGUAUCUUAUUAAAGUAGAAACCUUGUGAACGUCUGAAGUACUCUUUAGGAACAUUGUGCAAUAUACCAUGAUUAUUUAUACAUAUAAUUUGCCCUCUUGAUGAAAUUGGAAUAAGUCUUGCAAUCUUGCCCCAAGCCCACACAUAGUGUAAUAUGUAUGCUUCUAAGUUUUCAGUUUCAUUGGGAAAUUCUACUCACCAACCCAGUUUAUACUUGACUCUGUCUUGAUGGCCUGAAGUCGAAUUAUUUUGGUUAUUUUUACAUUUGGUAUGAUUUUUAAAUCGUUCUGCACCAUGCAUCACGGGUUGGAAUUAUUCUGUGCAAUUGUAUUACAUUGUGUUUACAGCUCAUCAUUUGUCUUUCUGCCCCAGUGAUCAUGUCUCAACAUACUCAUUGCCUUGUGCAAUUUGUAUUUAAUCCACUGAUUGUGUUACUGAUGUGUUUCAUAUUUAUAGUUCCUUUUUAUGAUACACUCUAUAGUCUAAAUAUCUUGGUUGGAUAUUGGUUUUGAACUGUAUGUACCAACAUAUCCAAUCAUGUUACGUGUCAUGGUGAAUCUUUUUUCAACUUCAAGAAUGUAUAACAUAUCCAUAAUGAUGGUCAUGAACACAAUAUUUGUUUACAGGGUCUUAUGCACAUGUAUGCUUCAUUCACUUUUUCGGUUGCUUUAAUUUUUGACUGGGGUACAUGUAUUUGCUUCUAUCUUGUCACGGCCCAAGUCACUGCGCAUUAAGCAGCAGGUGAUGGGUUCAAAUCCCAUCCCACUCAUCCCGAUUUUAUUUUUUGACUUUUUAUUUUGAUAGACUUAUCCAACACACCGGCAAAUGCAUAAAUUCCCAUUGAAUUAAAUGUUCAGCUUAACGAUUGUCAAACCACAAUCUGAUAAAAACUUUGAAAAACUUACCCCAGGGUUCCCACAGUCAUGGAAAAUCCUAGAAAAAUUUGUGGUCAUGGAAAGUACGGGAAAAGUCAGGGAAUUUGGAAAAGUCAUGGAAUUGUAUUUACCUCUUGGGUGUGGUAGCUUUCCAGUUUGUCGUGUCUCGCAACUCUCAUACUCUGUGAUCAUAAUUGGUGUUCACGAUUUCCAUUUUUCCAAGUUUUGUGAGAUCCCAAAUUCUACAUUACUCACAGGAGUCACAUGAAGUCAUGGAAAGCAGCAAUUUAUUCAUGGAAAAGUCAUGGAAUUUGGUUUUCAAAUUUCUGUGGGAACCCUGUUACCCCAACCUCUAGACAAAACACAAAUUUUCAUGUGAACAUAGUCCCACAUUUAGGUUUGGUGACGUUUCCAAAACUGAAAAUUUGUUUUUUUGUUUUAACAUGGUAAAACAUGAAAUCUAAGUAGUGUAGUAGACUUCGCAAUUGUCUCUUAAAGUGACCACACACCUUAUUAUUGGUCUGCGACCCAAUUUUGAAAUUAGAUGUACAUUUUGAUAUGAACAUUGAAACUUGGAUCAUCUUAACUCGGCGAAAUUCUAGAUUAUCAUUAGAAUAUGUCAGUUCACAUUCAUGAAAAUUGCUGCUCUUUUUAUAAGAAUAAAAACGAGUUUGAUAUACAUGUACAUGUCUAAUUAUAACGAUGUCAGCAAUCAUCUAAUUGGCUACAAUUGAAACCAAUUUGGACUUAACUCCCAAUUAAAAGUCAUUUUACCCAAAAUAUAAAUAUUUAUGUAUUCUCAGUCAUUUUGUGCCUCAAAAAGGAAGAUCAUAUUUGUUGAUUUUUAUGGGGAAUACGUAAAGUGAGAUUUCUUCCAAAAUUGUAUCGCAGCUCAGUCGUAAGGUGUGCGUUGAUCUUUAGACUCACAUUCCAUUGCAGAUUGUUUCUCUGCUUGUGAACACUGACUAUUAGACAGGUUUCCCUUUUCUUCUCUUGAAAUUCAGGAGGAAAUUAAAUCUCUCCGGGUUUGAUUACUCUCUGACUCUUAAUCUUUAUUCUUGAAUACAAAUGCUAGAUGAAUUUUAAAGAUCAUAUUUUCAUGUAUUUCUUUUCAUAAAGAGGUAUUCAGUGUAUUUCCUCCUUUAUAUAAUUGUUCCUCAAAAAUAUCACAAGGAAGUGAGCUGUAUCUUGAUUUAUAUAGCAGACAUUGUUUGUGUGAGAAUUGUCAUUAUUAGUAGUAUAAUUGUGUUGUACAUUACUAUUUCCUUGUCUUAGUGAAACUCUUUGAAGUGUUGACUUUUGUUCAUCAUGUGCAAUGUUUUUUUUUUCUUCACAAACAACUCGUGCAAUCCAUGUGCUUACUCUUGCGAUUGUAUUGCUACUUUGAUAUUCACAUGGACUAUUUAUAAUCAUUUUCACUUCUUUUAUGAUAUCUUGAUCCUGUGUUCUUUAAUGAAAAAUGUGAUUUGCUGUUGAGCCUACAUUGACUUUAAAAAGUAACCUAUUGUCUGUCGUAAUCUCUAACCUGAGACAUUAAUGGAAGUUUCUCUUUCAAUCAAUUUUCUCUUGGUAAUGACCUAUCUGUAAUUUCAAUUUUCCCUCUGUUUUCUUUCCUUCUCUCUCUGCGCACUCUCUCCUGUAUGAGACCAUCAUUGCAUUCAUUAUUUUAAAGGGGAAUCCUACCCAGAUAAAAACUUGUUUUUAUAAGGAAAAGAAAAAUCAGACAAGUUGAUAGGUGAAAGUUUGAACAAUAUUGGACAAACAACAAGAAAGUUAAGAAUUUUUAAAAGUUGUAAAUAUUGGUAAUCACGAUACCCAUGGAGACUUCAAAUUGGCCGCAUAUGGGAUGUCAUAGUGAUGUAAGGCAAGGACCACUCUUCUAUGUACUCCAAUACAUAUUAUGGCUAAAAUGUAAUUUUUCCAAAAAGUUUUAUUUCAAAUUAUAUUUUUCUUUCAUGAGGACAUAAAACAAUAUACUACCUGGGUUACAUUUAGAUUACUGCCCCAGGGGAAUGGGUACUUAGGAGAAAACCACUAAUCCCUGAUAAUAAAGUACAUGGCCUAUAUGGGAAAGUUGUCCUUGCCCUUUGUCAUAAUUUACUUACUCAGUUGCCAAUUUGAAAUCUACAUAGUAUUAGUGAUCUCAAUUUUAAAGCAGCUAUAACUUUCUUAUUGCUUGUCCGAAUUCUUUCAAACUUUCACCAUUCUGUUUCAUUUAUUUUUCUCCUUCCCAACACAACAUUUUAUGGCCAAGGCUGGAUUCCCCUUUAAGAAUUCAUGGAUGAAGAAAAUCAAUAUCUAGAAAAUGUCUCGCGAUGGAGUAUGCAUUGACAAAGAUAACAUUUCUUUCUGGUUAGGAAUUUGAAUGAUGGAGGAAAGUGCAUCAGAGUGAUCUUGAAUGACCGUCUCUAAUGCACCUAAGUUGGUGCUUGCUGUAAAGCAAUGUUAUCGCCAAAAUAAUAAUAAUAGCAGGGCCCGCUGGGAGAACAGUUUUCGGAACUGAAGCGGCUUCCCUGGGUAAAUAUACCUGUAUUAUUAUUAUUAUUAUUAUAAAAUGAUAACAAAUUUACUUGAUUCUUCCGAAGGGUACGGGCACUGCACACAGGUUAUCACAUGUGGGACUAUGCCACAAAUGAUCAGCUCAACAGUUUCAGCCGUCAUCUGUUAUCUGUUCAUUAUAAGGGCAUUCAAAGAGUAACCGUUUGCAGGGAACCGUUUUUAUUAUGACAUUCUUCUAAAAAUCAUGGAAAGAACUUUAUAAAAGCUCAAAAUGAUUAUUUAAAUACUCCUCAACUUCUUAUGUUUAUCUUCAAGUUGAUACCAACAUACGUGUAUACAUGUAUGUGAUCUCUUCAGGAAGAACAAAUGAAACUGGGAGUGAAGAAAGUCAAUUUACCUUUACUUACGGAGACUAAACUCAAUUCUUUUUUAUUUUUACUGUUAAAGGAGAAUGAAACCCUUGAAACCAGCUGAAUCCAUAUCAAAGAGAAAAAUCAAAGGAACACAUUGUUGAAAGUUUGAGGAUGAUUGAAUGAAUAAUAAGAAAGUUAUGAGCAUUUGAAUAUUGAGAUCACUAGUGCCAUGUAGAUCCUCCCAUCGGCAAUGCGACCAAGAUCUGUGAUAUCACACACGUACAACUCCCUCAUUACUUUAGUACUUAUUUCACUUAUAUUCUCACUUUUAUAGAGUCUAUCACAAGGUGAGGUAUUCUCUUUAUGAGAUGACAAGUACAGAGGUUUCACAACAUUAUAUCAUUGAUGAAUCGUUUGUCAUAUGAUUAGAAUGAGCAAAAAGAAAUGUUUUGGGGUAUAUUUUCAGUGUCCAAAUGGGAGAGUUGUACGUGUGUGACAUCACAGAUCUUGGUCGCAUUGCCAAUGGGAGGAUCUCCAUAGCAUUAGUGAUCUCGACAUUCAAAUGCUCAUAACUCUUUUAUUGCUAGUCCUAUUUUACUCAAACUUUUGUUGAUCUUAUUUUUUGAUUUUUCUGCUUUCACAAAAGCUAACUUGCUCCAAGAGUUUCAUUCUCCUUUAAAAGGCAACUGGUUAUUUUACAUGCAAGAAAAUUUGGAUUUCAACUGCAGGGCCCCGUAGCAUAAAACUAACAAUUGAUUCUUGGUCUGAUUUCUAUAAUUGAUUGCAUUGCAUGGUGUGUAUGAUCAAUUGUAAAAAUCAGCCUACAAUCAAUCGCAGAGAUUUAUUGUAAGGGGCCUUUCUCAUUUUGUAUUGUACAGGUGCGCACAGAUAGACAAUCUUAAACCAACUCACUCGUAGUAACUGUGGGUAUGCUAUUCACAAGACGCAUUCUUAUUUACAGUUAGAAAUAAACUGAAACCAACUCACCUGUAGUAAUCGUGGGUAGACUAUUCACGAGACGCAUUCUUAUUUACAGUUAGAAAUAAAAUGAAACCAACUCACCCGUAGUAAUCGUGGGUAGACUAUUCACAAGACGCAUUCUUAUUUACUGUUAGAAAUAAAAUGUGAUUUUGUUAAGGUCAAAAAUUGUGCUUGCAUUUAAAAAAAAGUCUAGUGUGAAUGAAUUUAUUACAAUGUUUCAUAUUGUGAAAUGGACUGCUGGAUUAUGAUUGAUGAAAUGUACCAUGAAUGGAAUGUGCCUCAUAAUUGUAUAGAUAUAUUGAUUAGAAAAUGAAAUCACUAUCUCGAUGGAUCGACGAUGAUUUGACAAAUUUGUGUUUUUAUCUAAUGAUAUAGGUAAACGUGUGAUAUUUUUCUCAGUGUAAAUGCAAAUGAAUGAAGCAUUCCGAUGUUUUCAACAAGAGAAAAUCUGUGUUUUAUAAUGUUCACCCUUUUUCUUCGCCUCGAGGGAGAAGGUGACAGAGUAACUAUGUGAAAUAUGUAUCUUUGGUGGUAUGUUUCGGGUAGAAUAUUUGUGGUCUUAUUUGUUUUGACUUAAUUUGAUAUUUGGUGUUGGAUGAAUAUAGUGAAAUUGACAUAAUGCACACACACAAUGGGGUUGACUUGCAUUCAUUUUUGUACACUUGCCUAUAAGUUUGAAAAGACAUACAUGUAGUUUCAUCAAUCACAUAUUGUGAAUAUGCAAAUUGACAAGUGAUAUUAUUUACCUAAAAACAAGUUUGUUUCUUGCAUAUUUAUUGUCAUAAUCAGUGAAUCAUGAAUUGAAGUGUAAUUCUGUCAAAUCAAGCAAGCUGCAUUUUAUAUUGAUGGACCUGAAUUGAAUUAUCAACAUCUUUAAGUGGAUAUUUUAAUAUUCUUAAUGUGUAUUUUGCAAUGUAGAUAAUUGCACAAUGUCUGCACAGUAACGCAUUUAAAUCCUUGGCACGCUAGGAUCGGUAUAUUUUUUGAUCGUUUUAAUCAAGAAAAGAUAAAAAUGCUGUAGAUAAAAUGAGAAGCCCAAUUAAUUUCAAGAAAGGUUUGAAGAAAAAUUGAGGAGGAAAAGUUACAUGUUGCACCUAAUGAUUGUUGCACAAUUUAGUCAAGAGCAAUUACACGGCAAGUACACCUUUAAUAAGCUUUCGAAAAAAUUAAUCAAUGUGUCACAGUGAGGUAGACCCCCCCCCCCCCCCUUGAUGGAACAGAACGAAAAUGUUGUUUAUAAUCUUAAGAUUUUGCACCCAUACACUUUUACUGACAGUGUACUUUGUUUGAGACAAAAUUAUUUUGUCAAACUAUGCGGUAAGACAUGCACCAUAAAUAAUCUACCGUUUGGACAAUAUAAGAGGGCAUAACAAAUUUCUUAUUGGUAUAAAGAAAAAGAAACUUUGUUUGAAUAUCCAUCUGUAUAUGUUCAGCACAGCACUGUUGAAUGCUAAUUUCAUUAAAAAUGAACAUAUUUCAUAUGAUCAAUUGACUAAAGAUUUCAAAUAGAAAGGAAAGAUCUUUUUAAAGUCCUUCAGUUGGUUUUGCUUGUAACCCUCGAGUGCAGCAAGGUACAGUUAUGCAUGAAUAUGAUGAUAGUAAUUGCAUUAUAUUUUGAUCAACAAUUUUUAAAAUAUGAUGAAUUCAAUUAAUUGUGAGUACGGGACUGAAAUAGUACAGAAAAUGCUAGUUCAAUACAGGUACCGUAAACUCGCGUAAAUCGACCAUCUAAUAAUAUAAGUCGAAUCAAUUUUUUUUAGACCAGUGUCCCGUACUGUUAGCGAUUGAAGGUACAUUUCAUUUUCACAAUUGUUUGCACGUUGUGGUCGGUGCAAUCGUAAAGAUAUUCUUCUACGAUGAUUGCUCAUCUUUUUUUUUCUUCAUAGGUCAGAAUCUCUCCAGUCAAACAGGGCCUCGUAUUAUAAAGAGUGAUGAUUGAUCCGAUUUAUCGCAAUUCUAUGGAAAUCCAGUAAUGUUAUAAUAUUUUAUACAAGAAAUUAAAAAUAUGUCCUUUGUAAACAAAAAGAAGCACAAAGAAAACCAUGGAUGUAUGAAUACUUCAUACAUGUAGUUAGAAAAUAUUUUGAACAAACAGAUGGUGACAUUCCUGGCUUUCCAUAGUUGUGAUCGAUUGGAUCAAUGGCAACUCUUUGUAAGACGGGGCCCUGAUUUAGGUGGUCCCAAAUUGAUUUGUAUUGUCUUAUGAGAGCUCUCAACAAUGGUCGCUAGAAGUAAUGAAACCGUUCCCAGUCAUCUAAGUGUAAUGUUGCCUUUCUUGUUGAGUAGUGUCAGAUAAGCACCCAAUCACUUGUGAUAUUUGUGUGCAAUAUUUAUUUGAUAUGCACCGUUGUUAACAGUAAUACUGGAUAGCUGUUGAUCCACAUUAGAGCUGGUGUAUAUUUUACCAAAGUGAAUAUAUUUGGGGAGAGAAGUCACUCUGUGACACUUAUGCAGCUCUAAUUUUUAGAACGUGUUUGAGCUGUACCUUUUUGACGAUCUCGCUAAAAAAUGGAAAUAAAAGAGAUUUUAAAAAUCUCUUAUUCAUCUCAAGUUAUACAUAUACAUAAAUAUAUAUAUAUAUAUGUAUAUAACACACUGGUUAGUUUUAAGAAUUAUCACAAUUCUCAUGUCUUUCAAGUUAAGAAAAUUUCAACUUUCUUAAACUUGAAGCUGGAAUGAAAUAUUUGGAAUGGAAAUAAAUUGAGGCUUAUCUGUUACAUCCACAGUUUUUGCAUUUGAUAUUUAAAGGAAAAGGGUGCCUACUGCAUUAACAUUUUGUCCUAGUCCUUAACUAUGUAUUAAGAACACUCGACAUAAAUUUAUUGAAUUUUAUGGUUAGAAUGUCUGAGUGAGUGCUCUUUGGAAUUGAAGCUCUUAUUUCCAUUUUGUGUUUUCUGUGAAAUUCACUUGCAUUCAUAUUGAAUUAGUGUAAUUGUGACUGAAGUGUUCAAUAGACUCCAAUUAUUACCACAUAGCUUUUAUGAUGUAAUGUAUCGUCUUUUUGUAGUGUGACGAUUGGAUGCUUACAUAUAUCUCAUAAUUAUGAAAUCACUAAAUAUUGUAAUGGUUUGCGUACUGGUCAAAUUGUGAUGCACUUUGUUGCAAACAAUACAAUCAUUAAUUUAUCAUUCCCAAGAAGCAAAAUAAGAAUUACAAAAAAAAUAUAUAUUUUCAUAGGGAAAUGUGAAGUAAUUCUGUAAUGAGAUUGAUUUAUCAAGAAUCUUUGUCAACAUUCACCUUAUUUGUAAGGGUGUUGGGGCAGGUUUCAUAAAGCUGUUUCUAUGCUUCUUACAACUUAAUGCCCGACUUGUGACCCUUUCUUUGGUGCUAGAUCAAUUCUCAUUAGCUACAGACAAGAUUAAAACUUUGCAGAUUAAUUUAUCAUGUUGAACGGUCAUCCACAGGUAAAAUUCAAUAUAAUUAUUCAGAGUUUGAUUACGGUUACAGGAACAUGCACUCCCCACAUUAGUUAUAACGGCAGAUUUCAGGGAAUCUCCGUUAAGACAAGAAAUGGUACCAGUCUUCUGUAAAGCUGUGCAUUACUUGUAUUGUAAUAACCAACUCUAUGAAACUGGUCCCAGUAAAGUGACCCACACUCAUUGGCCCGUAUUCUGAAGUCAGCUUUAACUUAGACUCAGGUUUAAAGUUGUGGUUUAAGUAUGGGAAGCCAAAAGUACCAAAUUUUUUAUUAAGUUGUACGUUUCUUAUGUUUACUGUGCUCUUUCCUGAUUCAUCGAUGGUGAAGACAAUAAUCUAUAUAAUACUUCCUAGACAAUUAUGAAUGAUUUGAGAGCCAAAUGAGCUGAAAUAUGAUAUCUCUACCGUUAGUGAUUUAUGUAACAAUUGGCUGUCCAUACUUAAACCACAACUUUAAACCUGAGUUUAAGUUAAACCCGACUUCAGAAUACGGGCCAUUAUCUUCUAAACGACUAGUCCAAACAAUCUCGGUUCUGCCUUGGAUUUGCUACACUUACAAUCAUAGCAAUGAAACUGACCAUAUAUCAUUGGAAAUAAUAAAGAUGAAUUUGAUCUGGAGUUGGUUUCAUCUUUGUGACUUUGAUAAUACUUACAUGUACACCCUUUCGAAUGUACUUUGAGUGGAUAUUUCCUUACUAAUGCCUUCAUUGAAUUGAAUAAUAUCUGUAAUCGCCCUUCAAAAAGGUACCACAUAUGUUAAAGAGUUGAAUUGAUUUGCAUGCAUAUUUUCAUCAACAUCUCUCUGACAUUCUGAUAUGUAUAUUUGUGUGCAUUGAUUUCCAGUUUUAUGGUUAAUUGUUUGCACUUCGUGUAUGUGUAUAUUAUGAAUAUAUGUGCAUUGCCUUUUUUUUCACGAAAACGAGGGUUAAUUAAUGAGAGCCGCCCCUGAUGUUAUAAUGUUGAGAAAAAUCAUGAAAACCAUUUUAAUGAUUUGAUUAAGAGUAAAAGAUCAUGUUAAUAUUUAAUGUGAAUUUUAGAAAUCCCAAAUGAAACCAAAUUGUACUAUGAAUUCAUAUAAAUGACAUUUGAUUUCCAUGUUGUGUCAAGUACAGAGAAAGAGGAGAGAGAGGGAGAGGGUGAAAGAAAAGGAGGGAGAGAGAUAAAGAUUAUGAACUUUAAUAUCCUAAUUUCAUGUAUGAAAUAUUUAUAAUGAACAUUUCAGCAAACACUGUAACUUCAUGCUCCAUUUUUCCUAAGAAAUGAGAUGUCCUUUUUUGUUAUGUCCUCUAAUGUAGUAAUUAUCUAGCGUACAAGGAGUAUUCAAUUAAUUCAUUAGAUUGUUAUUCUGUAAUACUAUUCUUGGUAUUUCCUUGCCAAAUAUAUGCCAAUGAUCAUGCUUUUAAACGUAAUUUAUUUCAACACUUUUUUUUUUCCAUUCUCAUUAUCAUCAUGCAGUUCAAAAUGGAACCAUUUUUCUAUUGUCCAUUUUCAAACAAAACUUGCUGAUUGUUAGGUUUAUAGAAAUGCAAAGAGGAUUUCAAUUGCUCUAAUGGUAGGGUUUCUUUUAGCUAGGUUUAGUAUCUCUCAUAUAUUUUGAUGGAGGGAAGAUAUUCAGGAAGAUCUCACUUUUAAACACAGACACUUGUAAAACACCA
Lytechinus pictus (painted urchin) is the source of this 13116-nucleotide messenger RNA. RefSeq lists its product as uncharacterized. Gene Ontology annotation, cellular component: nucleus. Gene Ontology annotation, molecular function: DNA binding. The transcript is spliced from 3 exons. NCBI's taxonomy places the organism in Eukaryota, Metazoa, Echinodermata, Echinoidea, Temnopleuroida, Toxopneustidae. The coding region runs from base 1 to 2070 and encodes 689 amino acids. The record is from RefSeq and is a predicted model, not a curated record. Gene Ontology annotation, biological process: regulation of transcription by RNA polymerase II.